AUAUCCGAGAAAUAUUGGAUGGCCACCCUCAACGGUGCCUUGAUAUUCUUAGGAUGGAAUCCCAUAUCUUCCAACUUCUAUGUGACCAUCUUAGAUCCAAAAAUCUUCUAAAAAAUUCAAAAGGAGUCAGUGUUGAAGAGCAACUAGGGAUGUUUAUGUACAUGCUAUCCAGGAAUGCGAGUUAUCGUACGUUGACUGAUAGGUUUCAGCACAGUCCUGAAACGGUGCAUAGGCAUAUCAAUGGAUGCUUCAACGCUAUGAGAUCAUUGGCAUUUGACCUUAUCAAGCAUAGUUCGCUAGAUACUCAUUGGAAAAUAUCAACAAAUCCCCAGUUUUGGCCUUUCUUUGAGAACUGCCUAGGGGCAAUAGAUGGGACUCAUGUUCCCAUGACCAUUACAUCCAACGAGGCUGCUCCAUACAGGAAUAGAAAGGGGACCCUCUCCCAAAAUGUGAUGGUCGCCUGCGACUUCGAUCUCAACUUUGUUUAUGUGUCAGCUGGUUGGGAGGGGUCUGCCUCAGAUGCUGGAGUAUUGAAAUCUGCUAUUCAAUCAGGCUUCCAUGUACCUCCGGGCAAGUAUUAUUUGGUUGACGGAGGCUAUGCAAACACACCACAGUUUCUAGCUCCGUACCGUGGAGUUCGUUACCAUCUAAAAGAUUUCGGUAGAGGUGGCCCUCGUCCAAAGAACCCCAAAGAACUCUUCAAUCUAAGGCAUGCCCGUCUACGGAACCAUAUAGAGCGUACAAUUGGUGUAUGGAAAAUGCGAUUUCCUAUUUUAAAAGUUGGCACACAUUACCCAAUUGACACUCAAGUCAAAAUUCCUAUGGCGGCAGCUGUAUUUCACAAUAUAAUCCGGAGUCACAGAGGUGAUGAACAAUGGCUAGAUACGCAACAAAUGCAAAUUGACCCUCUUCUAUUUGUCACUCUUCCUGAUGGAGAUGACAUACCUCGACAUGUUCCUACAUCCUCAAGCAAUCAAAGGGACCUUGGUAAUUCUAUGAGAGAUGAAAUUGCCAACAGGAUGUGGGCGGACUAUCAAAGAAUUCGAAGUGAAAGAUCGUCACGGAGAUCUACUAGCUAAUAAUUUAAGUUUUUAUUCUGUCAAAGUAAUUUAUUGUAAUGAUGUGGAAUUUGAGAUAUAAAGAUGACAUUUGAGUUAUGUUAAUGUUUCAUUUGAGUUAU
Molecule: messenger RNA, 1180 nt
Organism: Triticum dicoccoides
Lineage: Eukaryota; Viridiplantae; Streptophyta; Magnoliopsida; Poales; Poaceae
Product: putative nuclease HARBI1
Exons: 2
Coding region: 54-1079 (341 amino acids)
Source: RefSeq, a predicted model, not a curated record